Messenger RNA from Helobdella robusta, 1237 nucleotides. RefSeq lists its product as hypothetical. Lineage: Eukaryota; Metazoa; Annelida; Clitellata; Rhynchobdellida; Glossiphoniidae. Gene Ontology annotation, biological process: chromosome condensation; negative regulation of DNA recombination; nucleosome assembly. Gene Ontology annotation, cellular component: nucleus; nucleosome. The annotation marks the transcript as partial. The record is from RefSeq and is a predicted model, not a curated record. Gene Ontology annotation, molecular function: nucleosomal DNA binding; double-stranded DNA binding; structural constituent of chromatin. The transcript is spliced from 2 exons.
GCGUAAACAACGGUCCUUUUCAGGGCCACCCAAUAUCACGACGUCUAGCCUUAGCCUGUCGACGGCUUCCACACCGAACAAAUCUAUAACCGGCCAUAAAUUUAUUAUUAUUGUUAUUGAUUCGGUUCAACGUCUAUUUUUUUCAGGCGAAACGAAAAGAUUUUAUCUAUAAUUAUUUGAUUUCUUUUUAUGUAAUUAUCUUACAAUUAUAUAAGAUUUCGUAUAUCCCGUUUUGCUCAUUUAAAAUCAUCGCACGCCCGCGUAUAAAAGAACAUCUGAAUCUCGUUUAUUUAUUUAUUUUGAAAACUUGUUUCAUCAAAACAAGCAAAAUUAAUAAGAACAAAGAAAUUAGGUAAAAGUGCGAGCGGCCAUCGUUUACAUCCAUGAAAACAAAAAUAGCCCUAAAACGACGCCAACACAUUAAAUAAAUCCUUGUUCAUUGUAUAAUUCGAAAAGUAUAUGUGAAAGUAUACCUGGUUAAACUACGAAACAAUCAAUUAAUUAAUUAUUAAAUAAUAACGAAUCGCCAAUACAAUCUUUGCGAAAAAAAGUUUGAAAUAUCUUACACAUUAUAUUAAACGUUCAUUUUAGCUUUAUUUAUUUAGUGAGUUUCUUCACAAUCUCUGAAAUCACACUACUAUAACAAAAAGAAGCAAUAGAGAAUUUAAAGUUUAUGUCGAAAAUGGGAAUAUAUUAAAUGAGUUUACGAGACGGUUAAUUUAGGACCGGAAAAAGUUACAAGUGCACGACCGUAAAUGAUCACGUGUGCGAACGAAAAUGAAGCUCUCCGUUAGGUAGGCAUUUAAAUAUCGGUAUAAAGGCUAGAUGUUUCAUGUUCGCUCGUACCGUCUCAGUUUACUCUCCGUCCGUCGUCCCGUGCGAAUUGAACAUUCACUAAAGCAAAAUGUCUGCGAGCGUCGAAUCUAACGCCGAUGUAGGUGAUGAGCAGAAGACAGCCGCUUCCAAGAGAUCAACCGCCGGUGGCAAGAAAAAGUCGGCCGUCGCAGCCGCAGGCACAAAAAAAGUCGUCGAGCAUCCGUCCUACAACGAAAUGAUUCGCCAGGCUCUCGUCGCCCUCAAAGAGCGCGGCGGAUCGUCCAGGCAGGCCAUACUCAAGUACCUCAUGGCAAACUUCAGGGUCGGAAGCGACGAACACGCCGUCAACACUCGCCUCAAAGUAGCCCUGAGGAGUGGCGUCAAGUCGGAAAUGCUAAAACAGUCUAAAGGAUCUGGAGCA